AAAGGUGAAGAUGGUGACUCCAACUGAUCUCGUGAUUGUGUGCUGCCAUGGCGUCUGGACCGGCGGGCCAACGAAGGGCUCAGACGAAUCGGAAUGGCUGAUUGCAGACUUCCAAGCUGGAGAAACUCCAACCUUCGUCGAUCACAUUAAGGCUGGUCUGCAAUGCAUUAGUGAAAAUCACAACGCAGUUCUGGUGUUUUCCGGAGGAUCUACUCGUCGAGAAACACGCCUUUCUGAGGCUCAAAGCUAUGCCAACUUGGCUUCAGCAAACAACUACUUCGACAUCCUGCCCACAGGAAGCGACACGACCAGUCGUAUAUUCACAGAGGAACAAGCGUUGGACUCGUACCACAACGUCCUUUUCUCCGUCAUUGCCUUUUGGCGUCGCUAUGAUUUUGUAGCAUGGCCUCAACUGAUCACAAUUGUCAGUCAUGCAUUCAAGCGAGCUCGGAUUGUUGAGGGGCAUUGCAGUGCCAUCGGGUUUCCUCUACACCGCGUCGUAUUUCAUGGCCUUGAUCCGCCCGGAAUGACGGCGCUUUCUGGACAGGAUGUGCGAAAUCAAGAGGCUUUGGCGGGUGUUCAGGUGGCUGUGGACCAGUGGCAAGCCGACCCCCAUGGUGCCGGCCAGACCUUAGCAGGCAAGAGAGCGAAGCGCAAUCACUGGCUUAUCGACCAGGCACUGUUUCGCACUGAAGAAGAGAGGAUCAGAAGUGGCAUUCAAACAACAAUCACAGAGCUUGGCGGCGUGAGGCUGUCGGAUGAGGGAUUCAGACCGUGGGCUUGAGGCACACUGGAGUUCUCCAGGGCGCUCGAUUUUCGAU
Verticillium alfalfae VaMs.102 is the source of this 821-nucleotide messenger RNA. RefSeq lists its product as hypothetical. The record is from RefSeq and is a predicted model, not a curated record. The transcript has 2 exons. Bases 11 to 784 code for a protein of 257 amino acids. NCBI's taxonomy places the organism in Eukaryota, Fungi, Ascomycota, Sordariomycetes, Glomerellales, Plectosphaerellaceae. Gene Ontology annotation, cellular component: cytoplasm.